UCUUCUCUUUCGAUAGCCUCAGUCAUUUCUCCAUUUCUGAUUUCUUCGUUGCUGUUCGACGUGAGGUAGCGUUUCGAACGAGUUGCUAAACUAAAAGCCUUCUUCGCCUUCUUUGACGACGAUCCUUUCAGUUCGCCGUUCUUGCUGUUGGAUCGGAAGUAGCGACGGGAGCUCGCUCGCUGUGAAGGGUUUCUGCCCGGGAAGUAAAGGUACUUGAAUCCUUCAGGGGGUUUUAAGAUCGAAUAUAUCUGUUACUUUCUGCAAAAAUUGAAGAAGAUUACCAAAAUAAAGGGUUUUUUUAGAGGGGAAAUUUUCUGGUUAGAUUUGUGUUACCUCUGUGAAAUUUAGUCUGCCAUGGUGAUUGAUUCGAUUGGUGCUUCUACAUCACUUAUUGGAUGCCGCCCGCUCUACAAAAGGGCUUCCUCCUGCAAAAGGCGAAUGGAGGUGUGCCCAUGGCUUACGACUGAGCUCAAGGGUCGUAGGUUGAUCUGCUCAAAAAAUUUGAUCAUUAUCACAAACCAAAGAUGUGCUUUUUUCCCUUCAUUCACAAUCAAAUCUCUUGCAAUGGAGUUGACUAAGGAAGUAAGGCCGGUAGAAGAUCAGUUGUCCCGUGGCUUGAAGUACCCUGGUGAUACUGUCCUGAACCCUAGCUGGCUAUGGCCGCCACCAAACAAGGCUGAUAACUCAUCCUUGCACAAUCCAUUGCUUCGGCAAGAAAGAAUGGGGUGUGGCUGGUUAGGUGUAAUCUUUGAGUGGGAAGGUGUUAUUGUGGAAGAUGACCCUGAAUUGGAGAAGCGGGCUUGGUUAGUUCUAGCUCAAGAGGAAGGAAAAUCUCCUCCCCCUGCCUUUGUGUUAAAAAGAAUUGAAGGAAUGAAGAAUGAACAAGCUCUUUCAGAGGUCCUUUGCUGGUCUCGAGACCCUUCUCAGCUCUGUCGGUUAGCCGCUCGCAAGGAGGAGAUACAACAAAAUCUUCAGGGUGGAUUCUAUCAGAUACGAUCUGGGUCACAAGAGUUUGUGAGUACUCUUAUGAAACAUAGAAUCCCUAUUGCAGUGGCAUCAACACGACCCCGAAGAGUCCUUGAGAAAGCAAUGGAGGCUGUUGGGUUGCAAAAUUCAUUAGACGUAAUUGUCGCGGCAGAGGAUGUGCAUAGAGGAAAGCCAGAUCCUGAGAUGUUUGUGUAUGUUGCACAGCUCCUUAAUUUUAUACCGGAGAGGUGCAUUGUGGUUGGGAAUUCAAACUCCUCAGUGGAGGCUGCUCAUGACGCAAGGAUGAAGUGUGUUGCAGUAGCUAGCAAACAUCCAUUGUAUGAGCUUGGAGCUGCAGACCUUGUGGUGCGACAGCUUGAUGAGCUCUCUAUUGUUGAUUUGAAGAACCUUGCCGCUGUUGAAUCCCCAGAAUUUGAUUCAGGUGAGCCAGAUUUGGAAUUGGAGGAAGAAGACGAGCCUCCUGCUUCAUCUGUUGCUGUCGAUGAUCACUUCUGGUAAGUUGAAUUAUCAUUGUAUAGUUUACAGUUUAUUUCCUGAUUGGUUAAAAUUUAAUAAACUGGAGCAGCUAGGGAUUGGUGACCUUGUAUAUGGUUAAUUUAAUGUCAAAUGCUCUAAUUACUGGAUGUUUGUAAAUAUGAAGUAAAUGCAGUAAAUAUAGAUCGUUUAUUGUAUAUUUCACUUUGCGCUACACUUGUGUUGAACUAUGCAUUCUAUGUACAUGUAUUGCAAGUUUAUUAGAUUUGCGCUGAAGGA
Dendrobium catenatum is the source of this 1740-nucleotide messenger RNA. Its product is annotated as 5-amino-6-(5-phospho-D-ribitylamino)uracil phosphatase, chloroplastic. Bases 355 to 1485 code for a protein of 376 amino acids. NCBI's taxonomy places the organism in Eukaryota, Viridiplantae, Streptophyta, Magnoliopsida, Asparagales, Orchidaceae. The transcript is spliced from 2 exons. The record is from RefSeq and is a predicted model, not a curated record.